Molecule: messenger RNA, 1499 nt
Organism: Daphnia magna
Lineage: Eukaryota; Metazoa; Arthropoda; Branchiopoda; Diplostraca; Daphniidae
Product: testis-specific gene A8 protein
Exons: 4
Coding region: 894-1376 (160 amino acids)
Source: RefSeq, a predicted model, not a curated record
AGAAUUCGAAGCUGUAUUUUUCAGUGUAAAAUCUUCCAGUACUAUUACCUCCUCCCCCUCUUACAGUCCUCUGUUACCUCGUAAUGCCCACCAUUCUUUACAGUUUCGUUGGCAACCCAUCCAGUUGCUUUCCAUUUCGAUUAUCGUUAAGAGAUUCUGGGAAAAUCAGGCAAAUAUCGACAACAGACACCAAAAUCCACCGAUGACGGCUGUGCAAACUCGAAAGUACUUGUCUCCAUUACCAUCUCAUCUGUCACAUUACCUUCGUUAUGUUGACAAACCUGCUGAUCGUUUCCUCCGUCUUGACAGCCAUCAGACAGUUGUUUCUUUGGCGUAACAUAAUCUACCCUUUAUCGAAAAAUGUUUGCUCCUCAAGUGCUUUGUGUCAACAGAUACAGGCAAAUUUUGAUUCAUCCUCUGACAUAUAUUGUUUUAUCAAAGUGAUACGCACAAUAUCGUUUUCUUUUGUAAUUGGCGUAUUUCUUUCCAGUUUAACGUCGUAAACAUAGUUCGUGGAACUGUUUGGAAAUAUAGGAAAUCAGCCUAGCAACAAGAAGGCAAUAUUUACCUGUAUGUGACCCAGUUUCUUUUGUUCAUACUCUUAUUUUGUUAAGGAAAAAGGAUUGGCAGACUGUUUUCCACAUCCACAGCUGAGAAAGAUGUUUAUCUAAACGAAAUGUAUCGUAGGUCAAACGGGCACAGGUAAAAAAAGAAAAAGGUUGUUGCUAGGGACGCUGACCUCGCUUUUUCACCAGGUUAGUGAAAGGCAACGACCAACCAUUUCACCUUUGAUCCAGUUUACUUGGGUAUAUAAAGCCCCACGAUUUUCUUCGAAAGACACACACUUCAUCUUCACAAGUCUUCCAGUCAACAUCUCAACUCACCAUUUCAUCAUGAACACCUUCAAAUCUGUAGUUAUGAUCUGCGUCCUGCUCGCUGCUUCUUGCUCCGGCCAAUACAUGUCGCAAUCAUCGAGCCAGGCAUCGCAAGCAGCAAAUGCUGGCCACAGUGGAAUGAUGGCCGGUCAAUCAUCUUUCGCUGCCCAGGGCCAGCAGGCUGGUAUGAACAGCCCAGUAUUCGCUGAACCAGCCAAGCCGGCAGCUAGCCCAGCCUUGCCAGCUGCCCCAACAACUACCCAACAGAUCUGCUCUUGCAUUACUAUUAACCCAACAGCAUCAGCUCAUCAAUCCGCUCCAGUUGCUACUUCCUCCGCCGCUGAAUCCUUCGCCCAGGCCGCUGCUCCCGCUGCUGAACAGCAGACAUUCUCUGCUCCCGCUGCUGCCCAGCAACAAUCUUUCGCUGCCCAGUCAGCUUCUGCCCAAUCCUAUGCUUCGCCCGCUGCUCAGCAAUCCGCUACCGCCCAGCGCGCUUACUAAAAAUGUUUUAACAAUUAACUAUCACAAUUCUAUCGCUCGAUUGAUUGGAUCGUCGAGUUCACAUUAUACUCUUCUCCUUCUGUAGUACGGUUACAAAUCUUAUUACACUUAUUCCGAAAUCAA